Penicillium crustosum is the source of this 2061-nucleotide messenger RNA. RefSeq lists its product as uncharacterized. The transcript is spliced from 2 exons. Lineage: Eukaryota; Fungi; Ascomycota; Eurotiomycetes; Eurotiales; Aspergillaceae. The coding region runs from base 1 to 2061 and encodes 686 amino acids. The record is from RefSeq and is a predicted model, not a curated record.
AUGGCAGUGUUUCCGUUCAACCUGAAAUAUUCCGCUGUUAUUGUAAUGGUGGCAGCGCUUGUGGCUGGUCUCGUCUUUGCUCUCGCCCAUGAUGCCUUUUACCAAAGUCUGAAUGGAAAGCCUAUACUCAAAGCUCAACCGCUCGCUGGAUUGACUUCCUCCUUCAAUAUAUCCGACCAGCAGGUUUACCUUUCUCUCGGUACUUUGUUUGCCUUCCUAGUCAAGAGUUUUCUUGGAGCGUCCGUCUCAACGGUCUUUGAUCAAUUUGUUUGGAAAUCCAUUCACGGCCAAAGAACUAAAAUUGGUAUUAUCGACGAUCUACUCUUGGUCCUUAAAAAUGGCUUUACGGUUCUCAAUCUUCAGUUAUGGAAGCGUUCCCCGAUCAGUAUGACGCUUGCUCUGAUUUGUUGGCUUCUUCCUACGACGUCUAUUAUCUCGACCGCUACAUUAAGCGUACAUUUAACUUCCUUUAAUGAGUAUGUGAUGAAACGAACUCCUCGGGUCGAUUUUACUAGCGCGAAUUUUGGCGUCUUAACUUCGGGCGUAUAUGUGAAUACAACGCCGAGUAAGUGGGCUACUGCCUAUAUGGGCCCUUCGUCGGAAACCGAAAGCAUUGUCAGUAGUGUCGCCACACAAGGUACAAUUUUGCAAAUAGAGCCACCAGCUGCCAACUCGUCGUGGUCAGUGGAAUUCUAUGGUCCUAUGAUCGUCUGUGACAAUGUGAACCAGACCCUUGCCAAUCAUAUCACUCAAGACGUUGUCCUGGCUAUCAACGCAUCCAAGGUCAUUACAAAUGACACACAGGAGCUAGUGAGGUACAGUUAUCUUUCUUGGGCACCGGAGUCAGAUACUCUGAAUGGCUCUACUCCUUUUUAUCACGCAAAUGGGAGUGAUACAUACACUCAACGGUCGCUUGGGCUUGGUCCCCUAGUUCAGAGUCCAGAUGAUCUAUCGCGAGUCUGGGGUCCGGAAAAGCCUGGAGUUGACGGGCCACCUCUAUCUCUAUUUGUUGCCACCUUUCCCCGUGCUUUGGAAUACACCAAAUUCCAGCAAGUUAUAAAAAACAUGGACAGAGCUGUACAGAAUGCAACGAUUGUACAUUGUGCGCUUCACAAUGCAUCAUACCAGGUCGAUCUCACCUACGUCAAUCGAGACCAAACAAUCCAUGCGAGAGAUAUUACAGUCCUUAAUGGCGUUAGCCAUUUUGGCGGUGUUACCAAUGUGGACUUCAAGGAGGGUAAAGCUUCUUCCGAUACUUCCUUCUUACACAACCCGUAUCUCAUGGAGUCUUUGUCUUAUCAGUCUAUAAUGGAGGCGUUUGGACGUCUUUUGUUUGGAUCGGUCAGUAACGAGAUACAUGUUAUUAAAAGCGCGCAAAGCAAUCAGAAUGGGAUCAUUUCAGGAACAAACAAUCUGAAUACCUCUAUCCUAACAACAUCAUUGAAGAAUACGGAAGAGAUCAGAUUCAUUCAAUCUAUUAUAAGCCCGGGUCCUAAAAGUCCAUUUGAGGAUUACUGGGAUGGGAGAUCUGUCAGAGCGUCAAAUGAAUCUUCUCCGGUGUUAUCCAAAGCCCUUGAGGAACUUUUCCGGAAUAUCACUUUUUCUCUCAUGAGCUCCAACAUGUUCCAACCCAAUUACACAGUGGACGCAGUGCCAGAUACCAAUGUGACUAUUACCUCUUACCACAAUAUCUACGUCUACACUCGACCAAUUCUCUGGGCAGCCUACGGUACUGCAUUAAGCGUCACCACAUUGUGUGUUGUCGCCGGCAUCUUGCUCUAUCUCUCCAGCGAUGGGUCCUACACCAGUAAAUUCUCGACCAUCCUCAGGGUCACUCGGGGCGCCGUGAUAUCCACGGAGCUCGACACGAAAGACUACAGUGGUCUUGACCCGCUUCCGGUUCACAUUGCGAAUGCGAAAUUGACCACCGGCUAUAACCCAGACCAUCCUGACAAGGCGUCAUCCACAGACUCUCUGAGACACCGAGAAUCAGCAGCUUCUAGUCAACUACUUCAAACCAGAUCGGAUAAAGUCGUCAAUGAGAGCAACGAAGAGAAGUAA